Molecule: messenger RNA, 2168 nt
Organism: Cornus florida
Lineage: Eukaryota; Viridiplantae; Streptophyta; Magnoliopsida; Cornales; Cornaceae
Product: auxin response factor 16-like
Exons: 5
Coding region: 243-1859 (538 amino acids)
Biological process (GO): regulation of DNA-templated transcription; response to hormone
Cellular component (GO): nucleus
Molecular function (GO): DNA binding
Source: RefSeq, a predicted model, not a curated record
AUCACAAUGGUUGCACCUAGGGGCCAUUUAGUCAUUAAAUAUGUAACAAAAGGGCUUCUCGUUCCAAAAGGUACAACAAUCACAGCAGAGAUUUUCAAGUAUAUAAUGAAUCUGGUUUAGGGCAAGCUUCAUGUUUUCUCCAAACCCUAAAUAAACGCUGCUGCCGCCAUUUGCCUAGACCAACGCCGCCAAAUGCCCAGACCAAAGCCGCCACGAUUUUGAGCAAGCUUUUAAAGUGGGUGAUGGGUUUGACAGCACAGUCCAGGAAUUCGGGGAUGAGGCGAUCGAGUGGUGGUUUGGUGAAUUGGAGGCGUCACGACCCUUGGAGAGAAGGGGAUCGGCGGAGGAAGAGGGUUUUGACGGUGGAGGAAUCGGUGGUGGUGGUGGUGGCUGCGCCUCCAUUUUCUCUCUCAUCGAUUUCUGCUGCCUAUUGUGGGUUUGGGGAUAGUGGGGGUGGUGGCACCGCGGUGGUUGUAAGGUGGGAAUGGUGGUGGCAGUUACAACGGUGGGAGGGUGGCACGGUGGAGGCCCGGUGUUUAUCUCUUCUGUUGAUUUCUGCUGCUGAUUGUGGGUUUGGGGAUAGUGGUGGUGGCGACGUCGGUGUGGUGGGAAUGUGGUGGCGCGGCGGCGGUGUAAGGUGGGAAUGCUAUAAGGUGUUAUCGAAUCAGAGUACAGAAAGCUGUUCCAGUUUUCGAUUGAAAAGAGAUGGAUCACUACAUGGAUCCUCACAUCAUGCUUGUGCUGGACCCACGAGGGUGGCAUUGCCACCGGUGGGUUCGAAUGUGAUCUACUUCCCUCAAGGCCAUGCAGAGCAUGCUUGUGAAAUGGUUGAUUUUACUAAGUCUCCAAAAGUUCCACCAAUGAUUUGUUGUAAGGUGUUGGAUGUCCGUCUUGUGGCAGAUUAUGAAACCGAGGAAGUUUGUGCUAGAAUUUGUUUGCUUAAACUUAAUAGCAACAAAGCUGAUUUUGAUUUUCAAUAUGAAGCAAUCCCAGAUACACCCAUCUUUGCAAAAUGUUUGACGCACUCUGAUUUAACCAGUAGUACCUUUUCAGUUCCCCACACUUGUACAAAUGUCUUUAAACAUUCAGUUGAUAGCCAAACCAUCAUUGUAAAAGAUGUUCAGGGUAAAGAAUGGGACCUAAUGUCUGGGUGGGCAAACUUUGUGGGUACCAAAGGGCUCGUUACAGGUGAUGCGAUAGUGUUCUUGAGGGCUACAAAUGGCAACAUAUCUGUUGGGAUUGUGAAGAGAGGCCUGAGGAGGGUGAAGGCAGAAUCCGUCAUUGAAGCAAUGACUUUGGCUUCAAAUGGAGAGCCGUUUCUGGUUCAGUAUUUCCCUCGAGCAUUGACACCUGAAUUCUGUGUAGAGGCCUCAAUUUUCGAAGCUGCAAAGAGUAUUAUUUGGUGGGUUGGGUGUAGGAUCCAAAUGGAAUUUGAAAGUGAGGAUGCUUCGGGGACACAUUGGUUUAAUGCAACUGUAUCAUCUGUUGGGGAUUUCGAUCCUAUUUGCUGGCCUGCGUCUGCCUGGAGAACUCCGCAGGUGAUAUGGGAUGAAGACCACUGUGGUCUGCUUCAAAAUGUAAAUGCAUGGCUUGUCACGGUGGCAGAGGACAUGCUUCUAGUAAACCUGUCCCCUUCCUUAAUACCAAAACCCCCAACUGAUGCGUCUCCAGCCCCGGCAUUCUGCAGCUUGACAAUGCAAGUUUCAAAAUCUGAUCACGAUGGAAAAGCUGAUGAAGAGUGCGCAUAUGCGUCCCCCGCCACUCUUCAGCAGCUUGAGCAGGCAAAUUCUGGAGUCCAUAUUGAAUCUCAAGCGCGGCCUCCUAUACGGCUGACCUAUCGGCGCCGAAGCAAGGAAUAGUGUAUCUUACAGCACAUUAGUAUUUCGCAUCACUUGUGCUUUAUGUUAGUAUUGAAAAUACAAAUGCUGUCUUGAACAAGUUCAAAUACAUUUCUGUUUUUACACAAUCCUCUUGGCAACUGAAAUGAGAAUCAAGAAAUGCUUGGCCAAGAUGAUUCAAACACUCUAUUUGCCUUGCUGAGAUUUGGCUCCUCACAGUUUCCUGUAUAUACCCAGUUUGUGGAAGAUGCCAGGAACCACUCCCCAGAAGGUAAUUUCAGCAUAAUAAUGUCCUUACUCUCUCAGAGUUCCAAACAUCAUUGAAAAAUA